CAUAUCUAUAACCAUAGUAUUUACGACAGCACAUAGAAUUUUGCGACAGUCGACAUGGGGUUUACGUUAGGGAUGUUGCAAAUGAUAGCUGGUUGUAAACUUGUGACAGAAAACACUACAUGUAUGAUACAAUAAAUAUUCAGAAUUAUAUUUGUGUGUCAAAAAGCCGAGCAGACAACAAGUACCAUACUGGGCUUUUAAACUUAAUAUGGUGGGUUUUGACCUAGAUGUUCACCGCUGCCUUGCAAAUGCUGUAUGUCGCUGAGCCGUAGAUGUAUCAAAUGCGGUGUGAAGUUGGUUUAUUGUUUUUAUGUUAAAUAUGCCGAAGUCUUGUAAAUAUGUCGAAGGAUGUCUGGAAUAACUAAUUUAAAAAUAUCAACCCUGUCAAAAACGGGAGCGGAAUAAAAACUACAAAGUCCAUAUUGCCUCCGCGGUUGUCCUGGUGCCACGCGCACCUGUUGCCACGGCGCCGGCUGUCAGUUUCUUCUUUCACACUUCGCCCUGGACGACGGCGACAAAGUGAGACGGGAUGGAAGCGAAAGACGAGCAGAUUCUUCGCGGUGACCCGCCGGAGAGCCCGAGCGGCGUAACGGGGAAGGACACCGCUGGGGAAGCCAUGGACCUAGAAGCGGAGGCUGGAGACCCGGAGGCUGAGGAGGUGGAGGCGGGCGUCGAGGGCUUCCCCCGUCCCUGUACAUCCUGGGAGCGACGCGCCGGACCGAGCAGCUCCGAGGAGUCGCAGGCCUUCGGCUCAAAUGAUGAGACCGACGAGCACUCCUUUCCUUUGGCAGAGCUGUUCCCCUACAUUUGCUGCACUAUUUGUAAGGGAUUCUUCAUAGAAGCCACAACCAUCACAGAAUGCCUGCACACAUUCUGUAAGAGCUGCAUCGUCAAGCACUUCUUUUACAGCAAUAGAUGUCCUAAUUGCAACGUUGUCGUACAUCAGACGCAGCCACUGUACAAUAUCAGACUCGACAGACAACUGCAGGACAUUGUCUUCAAGAUGAUCCCCCAUCUGGAAGAAAGAGAAAGAGAAAGAAUGCAAAGUUUUUACAAAGAGAGAGGACUUGAGGUACCAAAGCCUGUGGGUCCUUCUCCUGUGGCGUCCGCAAAGGCCCCGAAGCAGAAGAAGAGCCCGCUGGCCCAGUCAGGGUUCACCAUCCCGUCAGAGCUGGACGUCUCGCUCGUGCUGGAGUUUGUGGGAGCAGAAGAGGGCAUUGACAACUACAAGCCCCUGGAGAGGAAGUACGUGCGGGUGUCGGGGGAGGCUACCAUCCACCAUGUGGAGCUCUUCAUCAGGAGGAAGAUGGAGCUGAACCCUGCCUGUCAGGUGGACGUUGUCUGUGGGGACCACCUGCUUGACCGAUACCAGUCAUUGAGGGAGGUCCAGAAUGUCAUGGGAGAAGGUGCGCUUCAGUGAGAGCCGGGAACAGCAGGAAUUUGGAUCGGUGAAAGCGACGAGGAGAGGAAGGGUGCGCAUGUGUUUUUCUCUCUCAACUGAGUCCUGGGUGUAAUUACUGUGCAUAAAUUAAACGGCGCAGGACUUUGACGAUGGUGGAGAGUGAGCGGAAAGAGCGGGAAUGUUUUAUAUGAUAGGGUUCCACGUUUUUUUCUUAAUACUGCCCUAGGAAUAAAAGAAAUGUAUAAUAUAUCAGUUUACACAUAAUCCUCCCGUCCGGAUGUACUGCAUUUUUAUUGAAAAUCAUGUCGUUUAUCCCCGAUGUGUGUAUUGUACUGCUUUUAGUUGUCGCAUUCACAGUAAUGUUGCAAUCCAUCUGUUGCAUAUUUUACUGUUUUGUUUUACGCCUGAUAAGACUAAUUAGUCGGGGGUGCUGAAAGUGGCUGCAUGGAGAUUAAACAUAUAAAUUGAAGCUUGUUCCGCUCUGCAGGACGCGGUCCGUGGCACGCUGAGCGUCCAGAUUAAGAAGUGCACUCUCUGUGUCAAGUUCAGGCUUGAUGCUGCUGCACUCAGCAUCGAGAUAAGCUAUGAUGGCAGUUUGCUGUGUGAGAUUUGCCCACUGUUAUAUGCAAAGAAUUAAUAACCUAUGUUUCUGCUGAAAGGGAGGACCGCAUUUGUUAACUUAAUUUGUGCAUUGCUGUUAUUUUCAUAUUGUUUUGCACAUUUUUUUCCCUUACAUUUCUGUUUCAAUUUGCAUUAAAUUGUACGCCUGAUCAAUUUCUCUUUAUGUGGAGCAUAAAUAACUGUGAGGCAUGUGGUGCAGUGCGGCGUCCCCCUCUGCUGUGCUGCGGCGUCGCAUGUAAGCCAUGAUUGCGAGGAUGGUGCUGUGCCAGGGAAGUGUCGAGUCAGCAGGCAGUGGGACACCCCUCCUCACACUCACACGCACACACCCACUGCAGGACACGACUGCAGCACACCUCCUGCACGCCAGUGAACCGCUGCAGUCGUUUCUCCAUGCCCUGCACUUCGCACCUGAGCUACCUAAAAUAAGAUGCAGUAAAUGCAUCCCAGUGGACAAUCACGAGUCAUACCAUAUUCCUGGUAGGGCAGCCUGUCGCCAAGGUGACGGCCCGUGGACUCCCGGGUAUGGUAUGAGGUGUUUACUGGACCGUGUCUGGACCACAGCUGAGCCUCAGGCCAAAUUAAAAGGUAGCCAGUUAAAUCACCUCCAUCUAUAGUGCAUUAACCUUUUAUGGUGGUUUUCUGGGUUAUGAAGCCCUGUGGACACUGAGGGGCGAGAGGCUCGCUAAUUGAAACGUCUGCAUGCGUCAGUGUGUAGAAUGGUGGUGUAUCUCUGGAGGGCUGGUCUCAGUAACACAGGGCUUUUUGGUGUCUCUAAAUUUCCGAUAAAAUCAUUAUAAGAGCUGAAAAUGCCGUACAGUCCCCGGAAUGAGCAGGAAGUGUCCAUCAAUAUGCAGUAUUUUCCUUGUAUGUGCACUUAGGGUAGAUGACAUGUAAAUAUAUGUUUUUAUUGUUCUUUUGUCAUUUGAAGAGUACAAAAAGAAUGAUUUUCAUUGGUCUGUCGUUCCUUGAUACAUAUUUUUUUCAUUGCUCUGUCACCUUUUGAGAAUUAGGCUCAAACAUCAGAAUCCCUUUCGUUCGUUCAAGAGAGUACAGUUGUACUAAAUUAUAUAAUGUACAAUGUACUUUAUUAUGACUGUAUUUAAUGUUGGCAAUGUCUUGCUGUGCGUAAUUUAUCAAUUACAAUAUGUAAAUAUAGGAAAAUCGCGUGUAUAUACUUUAUGUAUAUGGGGUCUGCAGAUGCUUCGCUAUCACCUGAGGUUUUGGCCAAUCCGCGGACAGAGAUUCAGUUCUAAUUAUGGUAACUCUCUUUUGAUUUGACGGAUGGUUACAUCUUCGACAAACAGUGAGUGUGAAAUUAGAGGCAGGACUGGCUGUGGCUGGAGCAUUCUGGGCCCCAGCAUUGAGGUUAAAUAUCACGCUUUGUUUAUCCCCCAGAGGUCAACCAGGGCUCUGGACAGCCCGUGAAGCUGACAGGCGGUGAAUUAGUACGAGAGAGGGCCGAACGUCCCCAAUGGUGCUGAGGUGGGGGAGGGGUGGAAGGCCUUUGUCUACCGCCCCCCCCCCAACCCCUAGCGUCACCUCACCCCUGUGCUGUCAGCCAUCCUGUUGUGCCCAUUACCGAAAGAGAUUUAUGCUUUCUCCCGACAAAGGUUCACAUCAGUGAUGCGAAUGCCUGUUUAAUGCGCUGCCCGAUAAUCGGGAAAUAGUGAUGUUACCUUGGGCCAAGGCCUGGAUGCUGUUUUGUCAUGUUUUCCACUUCAGUGUGAAAUGUGGGGAUGUUGUCUCCGAAGAAUGCAGAGGGUGCAUUAAGUUAUAUUUAAGGUGUAAUUAAGCUCUUUAUGGGUUCUGUGACAUAGGGGGAUUUGUAAUGCCUCAAGUACUAAAAGGGGUUAUUGCAGUUUUAUAAUUGACUCUAUUAUUAUCUGGAAAGCAUUGUAGAAAUGCGGCUAAUCCCCAUGGUUUGGGUGUGAGAUUUUUUGGAGAUUUUCAUUGGUUAGCAUGUUAUAUUUAGGCUAUUAAAUAUGUCCUUUCUUUGUAAAUCCAAAGACCUUUCAGAUCAGCCGUGUGCGAUAGAGGAAGGCACCACAUAGGUACCUCCGAGCCCAUUAGCUGUUUUUGGUGUGAGCAGACCGCCUGGGCACCCCUGUUUCCGGGAGCUUCUUCACGUUGAUCCUUCGCUCUCCGUUCCAGACCGAGUCGCAGAACCAGCACCACAGAACCGGAGCCCUUCCAAAUACCAUGAUGAAAUACUUUUCUGUUAUUCCGGGCCUCCAGUUUAUCAGCACAAAUUGGGCUCUCCCGGGAUUCGUCUGUGUUGUGUCUCAUAAUGAAGAUGCCCGUCUGCAAGCAUAAUAAGACCCUCUGGAUACAUUUGUUAGCGUGCAGUGAACAGUAAAAAGGGCGCAGCUGCUUCACACCCAUUUUCUCAGCCCCACAUUACAUCUCUUUUUACAGAUUACAGAAAUAGAACCAGAAGCUGAUGUCGAGAUUAAGAUGUGUGUUUAAACCAUGUGGCAGAUAUAUUGUGAUAUUUAAAUUGUUCAGCAGCAAGGGGGAAUGCCAUCCUGGCUGGGAAAACUGUAAGACUUUCGCUCAGAGGUACAGGGGUGGCAUUCAGAAAUGACUUCCCUUUUCAUGCAGUGCAGGGUGAAGGUCCUCCAGAACAUUUUCAGACUGUGGUGCUGUCUUCCAGCAUAGCUACAAUAGAGCUCUUUGUCCUAAACCCAUUCAGUCAAUUAGGACGUGGUAUUUAUUUAUAGGGUAUUAAUAUGUUUUCCAUUCUGAAAUUUCUGGAAUGCAACAUUGGGUAUCCGCACUUGAAUAGCCAGGUUCUGGUUUCAUGAACACACCCCUAAAAACCCACAAGCGCGUUACACGGUGCUGCGUGUCCUGCCACCUGAAGCGUACUGGUGUUACACGAGAGUGGGUAGAGUAGGUGGAUCUUUAAUGCAUUUUUUAAUAAUAUGUUACCAAGUCACAUUAAUAAUAACUUUCACAAAGCCUUAGAAGUGUCGGCUGCUUUCAGUUAGUGAUUAGCUGUAGGCAGAAAGGCCUAGCGGUUCUGAGUGCAAGACAUGUGACUUGUUUCAAAGGAAAGUUAGGUUUAGAACUAGAGUCUCUGUAGAAUUGCAAGAUCACUUUGGAUGGGUGGGAUAGGUGGAAAUUAAUAUUGUACCAGGCUUUUGUUAUGUGUGUGUUUGUGGUUUAUGCUGGCUGCUGUGAACCUCUGCAGACACCCCAGAGGUCUGUAUGCUAUGUGUGUGUGAUUUCUCCACAAUGUGAUAAAAGCCUGACAUUUUGACAUUCUUUCAGUCCCCACAGGAGGAAAAUCUGUGAAUGCAAUCAAAGAACUAAAAAUCCCAAAAGUCUCAUAUUUAGUUUGGUUACUUAUGGCUAAGGUUAGGGCUGGGUAGGGGUUAUGGUUGUCAUAGUUGGGAUUAGGGUCUUAUCCAUAGAAAUCAAGGGGCAGUCUCCACAAAGAUGUGAAUGCAAACGUGUGUGUGUGUGUGUGCGUGCGUGCGUGCGUGCGCUGUAUACUGAAAUGGGGUUCCCUGGUGAGAAAAGCAGGGACUCAAAGCUGGUUUCAGAAGAAAGGUUUUAUUUCAUUUUUAAUAAACUACACUUAAAAAAUGUUUUUAAAGCAGAGGUUGGAAUAGAGUGCAGACAAGAACAUAACAAAAAUUCAGUCAUUUCUCUCCUAUACAUGAGUCUUGUUUCCUAUUUUGUAAAUGUAAAAAGAGGGUAUGCCUUUUGCUGCCUGGGAUCCCCCCAACAAACAUCUUAUUAGCUAGGUGGCCUUUUAAUCUAAUGCUGAUCACUACUAAAGUCGUAAAAACAAUAGCAGGCUUGAGUGAUCAAAUUGGUGAUUGGUUGUGUCCAGACAGAGACGAGCCCAGCCAGCUGAGCAGAUGUUGUGCACAAUCCCAAAUGCAGCUCCGGCUGUAUCAGGCUGUCAUAUCCUACCCAGCCCUGCCUGCUAACAGAUAUUUACUGUAGCAUUCUUCUCACCCCUGGCUUUUAUGCUGUUAGAGCUGGGGAAGUUUCUAGAAGCAAAUGGAUUUUAUUUCUGUUUUUUAUUCGCGGCUUAGCUUUAUUUUUUCGUCGGGAAAUGUCAGGAGACCAGUCUGAGCAGCAGAUGCCCUCUGUCUCCACCAAAGAGUCCCUCCUGAUGACGCUAUUUAUAACCCAGCUAGGAGGCUGGCGGGCGGCCGGCCAUCCCCAAGCACCGCUGUGCCAUUACCCCAUGUGUCCCUGCGCUUAACAUCAGUCACAGUCUCAUUUUUGGGCAUUCGGAUCAUCAUAGCCUCAGCAUUUUGGUGAAUGAUUACUGACCGAAGCUGGCCGCGGUAAGUGAAGGCUCCUAGCCAGAUGGGUAAACACGGAACCGACUCCAGGUUCCUGCGCUGUAGGGUCUUUAGAGACAAGCAGCCCUGAGGUUCUGCUCAACACCACCGCUUUAACCGUAAUUACAGUGCACACACUUCUCAGAGAGAAAGGUUUGUUGUGUCUUGCAGCAGUAAUUUGGGGUUAAAGAGCAAUGUAAAGCCAGUGUUCAGAAAAUGGCGGGGGAGCCUUUGAUUGUUCUCUUGGGAGAUGGCAUGUUCAUCCCUUAAUUCUGGCUUCUCCCCCCCAACCCCCCCGUACAUGUGCACAUUUGGCACCUGGGACACAAGGACGCCAAGGCCUCCCCAAGGAACCUCUUCGACUCUGUAUCUGGCACAAGGGGGCGUCCCGGCGCCAGCCGGCCCAGUUAAUUAGCAUGAACCGGCACCCCCUCCGUUCCCCCAUCCCCGAUGCUCGUUUUUCAUUGAACACCGGAAGACGGAUACCGGCCUGGUUCUGUCAGGGGACCCUAGGCUCCGGCACCAUUCCUCUCUUUCAUCAUCGUCUUCGCCUUUGUGAUACGUUUCGGAGGGAAAUGGUUGUCAGAAUCACCAACCGGUUCCACAUUAGGAGUCACUGACUUUGUCUUCUGUCCUACAUGGUAUGAUCAUUGCAGGAACUAUUACAUAUUUUCUGUGCAUAAAUGAUGAUAAAU
Molecule: messenger RNA, 7022 nt
Organism: Paramormyrops kingsleyae
Lineage: Eukaryota; Metazoa; Chordata; Actinopteri; Osteoglossiformes; Mormyridae
Source: RefSeq, a predicted model, not a curated record